Homarus americanus (American lobster) is the source of this 7309-nucleotide messenger RNA. Its product is annotated as golgin subfamily A member 7-like. Gene Ontology annotation, biological process: peptidyl-L-cysteine S-palmitoylation; protein targeting to membrane. The record is from RefSeq and is a predicted model, not a curated record. The transcript has 4 exons. The annotation marks the transcript as partial. Lineage: Eukaryota; Metazoa; Arthropoda; Malacostraca; Decapoda; Nephropidae. Gene Ontology annotation, cellular component: palmitoyltransferase complex.
CAGAAUCAUGGGACGCCUCUGGAGGACCUGGCUGGCUCCCGGGCCGCUGGGUGCCUCAAGGUCUUCAUCCAGCGGGACUACUCAGAAGGAACCUCUGUAAAAUUUCAGACCAAGUUUCCUCCUGAACUUGAGGGAAAGAUUGAGAAAACAGUGUUUGAGAAUACAAUCAACGACAUUAACGGCAUGUUUGUGGAAGCGGAAAAAAUGUCUUGUGGUCGCUACUGUGAGGGCUGUCUAGGUUGCCUAACAGCGUAUCUUGUGUUCUUCUGCAUGGAGACACACUAUGAACAGAUGAUGAAGAAGGUGACCAAAUACGUAGCAGAACAGAACGAGCGUGCAUGGACUCCCCGAGGCCUCCUUAUCACCAACCCCAUUGAACGUGGACUCAGAGUUAUCGAAAUUAGUAUAUUAACAGAACCAGCAACCACGAGAUCGCAAUGAGACGUCCAUAGCAAUACUGUUACUGCUGUACAGGACCGAUAAUUUCUUCACCGUCACCACCAUUCAUCAUCACCAUCACACUUCAUUGUUAGCCAGUCAUAGUAACCCAUGAUCAUCCACAACAUUUAUAACAUUAUAUGGGAUAUUCUAUGUAGUUUUUAAGAGACGAAUAUGUGACUUCUGGAAGGUUAGGAUGAGUUACAUCAUCACUGUACAGAAUAUCUAUAUUUUGCCUUUCACAUUUUAAAAAAGUUGGUCAAAACCUAAAAUUAUUUGUUUUUUAUGUCUGGUUUAGACUAGGGGGUUGUUAUUACUCAAUUGUGUGGGGCGGGGGCCGUAGAGGCUGUGUGUGGCCCAGCCCCUGUACACCGCCAGAUAAAUUACAGCCACAGUUUGACUCGUUGUUGUAGUACAGUGUGUUGUGUACAUAGUAACUUUCAUUUGUCCUGUGAGGGGAAGAAAAGUGCAGUAUAUCUCUCGCUCUUAUUUUAUAUUUCAAAAUUUAGAAUAUUACGUAAUUUUAGAUACAGGGAUAUUUAGAAAAAACAUCAUUGCCUUUAUUAUGGAAGUUAGUGUAUAAUGUAACUAGUAAUAUGAGGUCUAUUGGUGACUAACCAUCUCAAAGUUCAUCGUACAGUUUGUUCUGGCAGCCCACAAAUCAAUAAUUAUUUGUCAGAAUGGCAAAAAAAGAUUUUCAGUGAGGACAAUUUUCAAAUGAUAUAGCGAAAUUGAUAAGAAUGUUCAAGUUUAAAGAAAAUUAAAUGUGUAACUUUUUAGAAAUAUAAUAUUAACAGUGUACUGUAAUUCAGUGAUCCAAAACAUUACAGCAAGCCUGGUGAUUAGAUAAUACUGAGUUUGUCUAUUGUGACCAUAAAAUUUUAGCAUCUAUAACCUCUGUCAUUUCAGUAAAUACAGUGUCUCAGUCUUUUUAUCAGAAUAUCUACCAGUAAGAUGGUGAAGGGAUUUAAAAUUUGUUUAUCUAUCUCGAGAGGCACUCAGCACUGAUGAGUUCAUACAGUAACUCUUGUGAGUUUCAGGGGAGCAGUGACCACAGUGGCUCCAAGGCAACUGUGUUCAUAAUGGCUCCACUGCAAGAAGUAUUCCAGAACAUUUUUACCAACAUUGUGAUUUCUCCAAAUUUUCUACAAUUGCUAUAUUGUUUUGGCUAAAAUCUCACAUUUGGACUGGUACCAUUGACAAGUUUGGGUGGUUGAAUAUGCUGGGUAGCAGUUGAUUAUGAAAGCCCUCACUCAGUAUAUGUAGCAUCACUUGCCACACUUUUUCUGUGGCACUAAACAAGAGUGUCCUUCAUGUGCUAUGAUAACUACAAAGAAUAUAAAGUUGAUGAUGACAAACUUAUUGUUAUCCAAUCAUUUUGAUAAACAGUGGAAGAAGAAGUAAUGUAGAAAUACAAAAAAACAAAACAUAUAUAAACUAAGAGUCAGUUGGUCAGUACGAUAAAUAGUUUGUGAAUGUGUCUCAGAAGUUUGAAGUUGUUGGCAUGAUGAUUAUUCUUGAGGUUCGCUUCAACUGCAACUUGGUAGGUGCCGCGGCUUCAGGAGUUUGGCAACACUAGCAACAGCAAGAGUCACAGCAGGUGUUAACUUUACUGUGUUUCUUGCAUAUGGCUGCCAUUAAUGGUGAUGCAGUACAGCUGUGGUUCCAUCGGUUGCUGUGCCCUGUGAUAUGUAAUUGUUUACAUGUGAAUUUUUAAUCUUGAAUUGUACUUCUGCGGCACCUUGAACUGGCGGGAGUUUUUCCCAGUGAAGUGCGUACUGUAGUUUGAUAUGUUUAUAAAAGAAAAGCCUUAUAAAGUUAGUGUUGACUGAUGGGUGUCUGGCUAUAUAAGUAUACAGUAUGUCCAAGUUUUCAUCUUCAUUAGUUAUCUUGUUUCAUUUUUGUAUAUUAUUGUGUUUAAAGGUACUGUUCCUUGGUGUAUUUAAUUGUUUGUGUUCUUGUGAAAUUAUUUGUUUCUUCUGCAAACUUCUUAGUGUAGAGGCUGAUCAUACACACAGUUUACAAUACCAAUCAGUUUUGUGGAAUUUCUUGUGCAGAAUGUUUGUGAUGCAGUUAGAACAUUUUUCAACAGUAAAUGAAAAAAUAUAGCUUCAUGCUGAUAGUAUUUGUCUUCAUUUAAAAGGAAAAAAAAUUAAGAACUUUGCUGUGUUGUGACCAGUGUUUGGGGUCAUGCAUGUGCUCUUUACUUCCAGCAAUUGUAAGGUUCCAUUAUUUGACUCAUUAUCAUAUCCAGGUUUAACUUGGACAGCCUCAAGAAAUUGUUAUAUUGAAGUAUACAGUACUAUAACAACCUUGACUUUAUUAUAAUGAUACCGACUCAAUUGUUAAUGACUGCAUUUCCAAACCAUAUUCAUCUUUGUGUAUAUGAUUUAUCAUAAAAGUUGAUAUUAAUAUAUUUAUUAUUACAGUAUAUUAUAGUUAAUUCUGUGCAUUAUUCUUUAUUGGUAUUGUGGAUUCUACAUUUUUUCUGUAUUCUCCAGCAUUUUUCUUUUUUUACAGCAAAUAAAAAAAGACAUGAUGGUUUAGGAAGCAGGUAAUGGCUAGAAAAAUAUAUAUUUAAAGUGGAUUUAUCUAAAUUCACAGUGCUCGGCUUGUUCUUACGAGAGCAUUUUGACCAUAUUUCCCCUCCGCAAAGCCUAACUGCUGCACAGAAAAUUAUUAUCAGAGAAUCAGGCCUGUGUGGUGGUGAUGAGCGGUACAGUAUAGGCUACAUUACAAGUUUGGUGCUAUUUUGCUGUCAUUACAUCGUAAUACUCGAAUCAUAAUGGAAAGGAAGACACCUCAGACUGAUUACUUAGAUACCACAUAUAAUCAGCUUUAUAAAUUAAAUAUACAAAAAACAAUAGAAAAAGAUAUUAAGAAGUACUGAAAAUCAUAUUGGCCGUUCAUAGAUAAUUCUCAUUGGUGUUUAAAUUAAAGGUCACAUUUCAUCAUAAUGGAGAAGUUACAUCUGGGAAAUUCUUUAAGGUAUAGAAUUAUUUACGUUAUUUUGUUUUAAUUGCAUGUGUUAGAUUUUCUUUAUAGGGAAAAGUACUGUAUGGGAUAUCCUCCUAGUGGAAGGCAUAUGUGAUAUAUAUGUAUAUUGACUGACAUUGUGCAGGAUUCUGUCUACAAAAUGGAAGGUGCAGUGCUGUUAUUCUGUCCUUUUUUUAAGCUUGUAUUUAUAUUUGUAGUAUAUAAUGUAGUUUUAAAUAAUGUGUUGAAGUUAAUAUGACCAAAGUAAUACCUAACUGCUUUUUCAGGGCAGGAAGGUAAGAAUUCCAUGUGCGUGUUUUUGGUUUGGUCAAGUUACUCAGACUAAAGUUACAUCUAUUAGAAUUGCUAUAUGAUAUUCCUAUUAAAUUAUUGACUUGAUUAAAAAAAAAACAUUCUGUAGUGUUAAUAUUUUAGUUAUCACAGACUGGUACAGUAGUGUGUAAUAUGACUGGUUUUUGCAUUGAUUUGUUUUGAAAAGAUGACUUCAAUUUGACUCAUGUUGUCGUGCCAAAAAGAUUGUAAUCAAUUGUAUGUCUUGAUCAGUCCUCAGCAUCGAGGGGGGAGGGGAGGGGGCAGGACACUAUAUUAGGAGUAGUAAUUGCAGUACCAAUACAUAGAUAGAAAAAAUAUCUCAAGGUGGUUAAUGGUAAAAGUCUUACACAGCGGUUAUCACACGUUGUACGCUCUCUUCGCUGGACACUAAAUCAAACAACUCAUUAUAUUGACCAAUGACACUUGUGGUGUUUAAGUCCACCUGAAUUAUUUUAUCCUUGUACAGUACCAUUUUAUUUUUUCCCAAAUGUGUAGAUGUCUUGUACUCAUAGCCAGUGUCCUCUUGUCUAUGUCUUUCUCUUAACACUGUCUUUUAUAUUUACUAAUUAUGUCGGACCCAAUUUGGAGAAGCAAAAUUAUUCCACGUUGCUCGUUGAUUAACCACCACCACUUGCCACUCGAGUCAUUCUUCUGUUUUCUAUUUUGUUAUUUUUAAGUGUGUGAUUUAAGCCUUCAUGAAUACUCUACUGAAAACAUUGUUCUUCCCUUAUCAGCCCAAUAAUUUACCACCCUGGCAUGAUACAAGGGCUCGUAAGUCAAGAAUUAUUCCUCCAGCAUGGUAUACAAGUAUUUUUACUUUUCUUUCACACCUGAUUGUCUUGACCACUUUUAUAUACAGGUAACUGAAAAGCCUGUAAUAUUGUCAUUAAGAAAGUAAAAGUCUAUGAUUUAUAUUUCAUUUCCAUUACUGUUGAGAAUCGAAGAUCAAUUUGACUUAUUUUUGGGUGUGUACUGUACUGUAUGCAUGUAUGUAUGUAUGUAUGUAUGUAUGUAUUAUCUUGAUGAUCUGUGCUUUAUGACCUUCAUUUAUAGUGUGUUGCAGGGCAUAGGGUGGAAUAUGUCUCAGGAACUUAAAUGUAACUUCCCUAUGACUUAUAUAGUAUCCGGAGAAGGGUAAAUUAAAUAGAUUUUUAUUGAAUUAUUGCAUUCUCUAAUUUCCAGGUGAGUAAAUGGUGACUUCAGAUAUUUUGAAUGACCCAAAACUCUUUACCUGGAAGCAGAUGUGUUUCACCAAACUCUUGAGUCAAGUUUGCAGUUGUUAUCACAGAGUAAUUUCCAUCAAAAACUGUGUGUGUGUGUAGCUUGAUAUUUAUUAGUUGAUGGUGUCUCCUUUAUAUAGAAGAUUUACCCUUCAUCCACACCACCACCGUAAAACACAAGAGUGUACUGUACAAGUUCUCGUGUUAGAUGUCAACCUCACGAGUUACUAAAUAUUAAUGUGCUUGUGAACACUGUUGAAUGAGAGGUUAACCAUUCUUUCUUACUGAUAAUUUUACUAAAAAUAAAUGACUUUGUAAAGAUAUAUUACAUUCCUUCUUCAUCAAAUGUGGAGAAAGAAAAAGAAGACAAUUUUAGGGUGCUCGAAGUCCUGUCACUACUGGGAUAUUAGGUAAUUAUCAGUGAUUUUUAGCUUGUGCAGUUGUGUUCAUUCUUCAUCAUGAAUUAGCCGGUGGAUCAAUAAAACUGAUGCUGGUUGCUGUAUAUAUAAUAGUGAAUGAUUUAUUUGUCCAUUUACUAAUAUGACAUUUUUAUAAGAGAUUAAAGACAACCUGUUUUGAAAAGAAUGUGGAAAAUGUUAAGAGAAUAUAUGUGUGUGUGUGUGUGUGUUUAUGGCAUUCUUACCAGUAAGAGAAGAUACUACAUUUAAUAAUAUGAGUUGUCUGAAGCCCAGUACAUCUGCUUGUAUCAUUAAAAUAAAUUAUCAAUGUGCUGAACUGUUUUUUAAGGGUCGAAUUCAGUCAUAUUUCUUAUAUACAGUAUAAGUGAAUCUGUCUUGUACCUACUACUUCAUUGGGAGUCGCGAAUGUUCCCAAUCAUUUAUAUCGUGGGUUUAGUAUACCAUACAUGCACCUACUGUAGUGUAUACCUUUGGGUUAGCCAGAUUUGGAAUAUCAAAUUGUACCUUUGUCUAUACUCUGGGUGAUAUUUGGGUCAUAUUUGUAAAUAUAUAUAUUGUGUACGAACCAGUCACAAUGCCAUGGAGAUCACCGAUAUGAAAGCCAUCACACGGAAAAUAGACUUAUACGAGGAAGAUGUUUUCACUGGUCGCGGGAGGUGUUGUGAUUACCUGUACUGAACUAUACAUGUUGGGAUGCACAGACUCCCCAUAGUACAGUAACUUCUAAGUUGAAAAUCUUCCUAAUAUAUGCCUGUGUUUUUCUGUGUGGUGGCUUUACAAUAACUAGAUAAUUCCUGUUGACUAGCAGUGGUCCUCUCACCGAUAGCCAGUGCAAUAGUGAACCAUUAUCUGUACCUAGUGGUUGCUGGUGAAAUGUACCCCAGGCUUAAUAUGCUCUAACCUAACCUAUAAUCUAAACUCAUUAACUUAACCUAACCUAUCCUAAUCCAUGGGAAUCUAACUUACCUAAUCCAACCUAAUAAAAUUUAACUUGAUCUAACAAUUUAACUUAAUCUCAUCUAAUCUAACUUAACCUCAUCUAACCUAACCUAAUCAGAUCAUUCAGGUAAAGCACCAUUAAAAUUAGAGUCUAUUAUGGCUGGAGCCCCUUUGACCACACACCUAUACAGUACCUAGAACCUUGGGGAGCGGGGGUAGCCUUAGCGUAAUGAAUGACUUUUUUGUACUUUCUAUAAUGGGAUCACUUAUGGGGGUUUUAGUGAAUUUAGUGUGACAGACAGACAGACUGGUAAUAAACCACACCAAAAAUGACUAUACUGAUGAUGGCAUUCUUUAUGUAGCAUUGUUAUAACUAAAAUUAUCUUCAUAAUAUAUUUGGUUUAUAUAAUGUAUUGAUGUCAUGAUUUAGAGAACAAAAGAUAUGGAAAUUUGUUUUUGAUUUGGCUGUGGAAUUUGGACUUGUGUGUUUUCAUUGUAAUAGCAUGCAUGAUGUGAUUAGUGGACAGUCAGUCACCUGCAAGUAUCUACUCAAUAUGGCUCUUUCACCUGAGAAUCUGUACAAUGUUAUUUAUCGAUCACUGUACAGUGCAGUACAGGGUGUGUCUAAUAAAUGUACACACACACACAUAAUGCCUUACAGAGUUUUGCGCAGAACCCCUUAAUGUUUGUUGCCAGUGUAACAGAAACAUUCAUGCUACCUCUAUGUAAUCUGUAAGGUUGUAUACAUUUUUCUGAGACGCCCUGUAUAGUGGGUUCUCGUUUGGGUCGAGUCUUGCUGUUUUAUGCUUUCACUGAUCAAAUAAUGCAUCUUAUUGCGGAAUGUAAAGUCAUGUGUAUAGUCGAGUUCCAUAAGCUGCUGUUGUUACCUUACAUUCAUUAGGAUUUGUUAAUUUCACUCCUUUAUCUGAUUUACGACUGUACCUCCUGUCAUCCAUACUGAGAAUAAAUCUGGUAUGUGAAAAA